Messenger RNA from Scutellospora calospora, 367 nucleotides. The record is from the annotation of a GenBank genome assembly. Lineage: Eukaryota; Fungi; Glomeromycota; Glomeromycetes; Diversisporales; Gigasporaceae.
CAAAAAGAAAGGUAAAACUGUUUAUAUUGAAUUAGAUAAUGAAGAAAUGAACCAACAAAACUCUACCUCCUCUGUUAAAGACACAGAACCUGAGACCUCUCAAACAGAUGAAACCCUAGAAAAUAGCUUCUCUAAUAAGGAGGAUCUGAAUUCAGAAAACUCUGUUGUAGAAAAAGAAAACACAGAAGCCUCAUCAGUCAAAACUCUUGAUAACAGCAACAAAGAGAAUAUCGCAAUUGAGAGUAUACAAGCAGAAACUGCUAUGGAAAUUAAAGAUUCUAACUCAUCAAGAACUCCAAUUGUACUUAUUACAAACAAUAAUAAGUUAUACCUGCAAACUAAAAAUCUUGAAGAAAGAUUUACCACA